GGUGUCUCUGCUGCCUGUAUGUUAUGUUCAUCAUAUAUGCGUCUGCAUCUGAGCUCGGUUUAUCAGAUAAACGGCGAGGCUGCGGCGUGCGCGAGCUCCCGUGUGUUCGAGGAGAGCGGUGUGUUUCGGUGUCGAUAUGGAUCGACGCUACGCGCUGGGAAUGUGAUACAACGAUCAAGAGCUGAAGCUGUGUGUCGAUGGACGCUCGUGACUCGACGUCCCACACCAAAGGUGUAUCAUCAGCCUCCAGCGGCCAUGGGAGGAUGGGGGAUGUGAUUGACAGGCUGAACCUAUGGCAGAGCAGCAGCGUGACACAGGUCCCUUAGUGUGAAUCUACCAUGGACCCCGUUCUAUGUCAGAUGCUGGUCCUGGGAAUGGCUGUAAUGAUGGCCCGUGCGUGCCCCAAGUACUGUGUGUGCCAGAACCUCUCGGAGUCACUGGGGACCCUGUGCCCAGCCAAAGGCCUGCUCUUCGUGCCAUCUGACAUAGAUCGCUGCACUGUGGAGCUCCGGUUGGGGGGAAACUAUAUCCUUCGAAUCACACAACAGGACUUUGCCAACAUGACAGACUUGGUGGACCUUACUCUCUCGCGUAACACGAUAAGCUACAUCCAGCCCUUUUCCUUCGGGGACCUGGAGACCCUCCGUUCUCUUCAUAUGGAUAACAACCGUUUGGUGGAGUUGGGCCCCAAUGACCUGCGAGGGCUGGUCAGCUUGCAGCAUCUCAUCCUCAAUAACAACCAACUGGGUCGCAUCUCUAAGAAGGCGUUUGAAGACCUGGCAGCAUCGCUCGAGGAUCUGGACUUGUCCUACAACAACCUUCAGGCUCUGCCCUGGCAUUCAGUCCGGCAGAUGAUCAACCUGCACCAGCUGAGUCUGGACCACAAUUUGCUAGACUACAUCCCUGAGGGGACCUUUGUGGAUCUGGAUAAGCUGGCCCGAUUGGACCUGACCUCCAAUCGGCUCCAGAAGCUUCCGCCGGAUCCUAUCUUUGCCAGGGUGCAGGAUUCUGAGGCGACGACCACACCGUUUGCCCCUCAGCUCUCACUCAGCAUAGGUGGAAACCCGCUUCACUGCAACUGCGAAUUGCUUUGGUUCCGGCGUCUGGAACGAGAUGAUGACCUGGAGACUUGUGCCUCACCUCCUGCCCUGAAGGGCCGCUACUUCUGGAACAUUCGGGAGGAUGAGUUUUUGUGUGAGCAGCCUCUGAUUACUCAGCACACCCACCGCAUGCUGGUUCUGGAGGGGCAGACCGCCAGUCUACGGUGCGAAGCCAUUGGAGAUCCCACCCCAACCAUACACUGGGUGACCCCGGAUGAUCGACUGGUCGGGAACUCCUCUCGCAAUGUGGUGUACCACAAUGGGACCCUGGAGAUCCUGAUCACCACUUCCAAGGACUACGGGACCUUCACUUGCAUUGCAGCCAACCUUGCUGGUGAAUCAACUGCUUCAGUGGAGCUGUCAAUUAUUCAGCUACCCCACAUAAGCAAUGACACAGGCCAGGCAUCGCAACCCAAGUCUCGCCUGUCGGACAUUACCAGCAGCUCCAGGACCGGUAAAGGUGCUCCCAAAGGCCACCCAGAGAAAGCAGUGUCUGUGUCUGAGGUGACUGCUGUGUCUGCCCUGGUCAGUUGGUCUGUCAGCAAGACUGCUCCCAAAGUGAAAAUGUACCAACUACAGUAUAACUGCUCAGAUGAUGAAGUGCUCAUCUACAGGAUGAUUCCUCCCUCCAGUAAGGCCUUCCAUGUCACAAACCUGGUAUCUGGGACUCUGUAUGACCUGUGUGUGCUGGCCGCCUGGGAUGACUCGGCCACCACACUCACUGCUACUAAUGUGGUGGGCUGUGUGCAGUUCUACACCAGGGAUGAGUACCCGCAGUGUCAGUCUCUGCACGGGCAGCUGUUGGGCGGCACCAUGAUCCUGGUGGUGGGUGGCGUGAUCGUGGCCACACUGCUGGUGUUUAUCGUCAUCCUGAUGGUGCGCUACAAGGCAGGGGACGUCGGAGGGGGCAGCGAAACCCCUGUCAGCAAGCUGAGCAACGUCAGUGAGACGUACUCUCAGACCAACGGAGGGAGGCCGGGGCAGAACGGAGUGCCUCUGCUGGCACCCAAGCCCAAAGCCAGCAUGCAGGAUGAAGCGGUUGAAUUCAAGUGCAGUUCGCUCCAGAGCAGCUUGUCCUCUUCCUCCUCCUCUUCCUUCUCAGGUUCAGCAGAUCCCACAUCCUACAGCCCCAACAGUGCCCUCGCCAGCAUCUGGAGGUCUGCGCCUCCUAGGCCUCGCACCAACUUAGACCAGCUUCUAGGGGCCUUCACAUCGCUGGAGCUUCGGGGCCAGACCAAGGAGCCGCGAUCACCCGAGGGCCCGGUAAGUGCAGCUGCUGCUUCGGCCCCGGCUGGCCCGACUGACAAGGAGCCUCUGUUGGGCCGGACACUGGACUCACGGCUUAGCAAGCUGCUCAUGUUACCUCUGGACUCCAAACCCAAGAGGAGCCAUUCGUUCGACAUGGGUGACUUCACAGUGUCCACAGCACAGCAGCUGUGCUCGUACCCGCGCCGGAUCAGCAGCAUCUGGACUAAACGCAGCCUGUCGGUGAACGGCAUGCUGCUGCAGUGUGACGAGGACAGGGACAGCUGCGGGAGCAAAGGCACCAUCGAGAGCUCUGAGUGGGUUAUGGAGAGUACUGUUUAGGGGCCGGGACUUAUGGGAAGAAAGAUGAUAUAAACCCAAUCAUUCUUGACUCUGAAUAUGUUUUUUAUUAUUGCUAUUCGUCUUGCAUAUCCAGAACAGAUGCAGCAUUGAGGGGGUGAAUUCACAAAAUGGUUGAACCACUUCGAAACCGGUCAAAUCUUGAACAUAAAAAAUCUUGAAAAUGCCUAAUUUCUAAGUAAAGUAGGCUCAUUGUAGCUUGCACCUUAAGCCCAAAAUAUACAAUGAUUUAUAUAGAUACGUGAGGGUUGGCAUUCAGUGCGAGAUGCGAAAUUUGUUAUGUGCAGUGUACAUCCACCAUCCGAUUUUUGUAACUGUGCUUGCUUUAUACGCACAGGUCGCACAUGCACAUUCAAUUUGUUUUGCAGUAAUCAGUUGUUCCACAAGGUGGCAACUCUGUCUCAGGCCAUUGUUUCACUGUAGAAAAUGAAACCAAAUAAACUGAACAAAAAGUCUGCAACAACAAGAAACACUCACAUUGACAAACGCUUGUGAGUGAGAGGGUAUGAGAGAUCAGAGAUUUGGUUUAAAAGAGUUAAAAAAAAUACUUGUUAUUGGCCAUAACUUAUGGGGAAAACGCAUCUAAUGCAUUGUAAUGUAUUGAACUGGUGUCCGUCUGCAUUGGCAAUGCCAGUGAGACACAGAACUCUGAUUAGCUGUUCAGCUUGAUGCACAAAAAAAAAACUAAACAGAAAUCGAUCAAAGCAAGCAAAUCAUGGUUUGUAUAUAGGCAGUCCUAGUUUCGGUUUCACUUUUUGAAUGACGAAUAUAUUCCCUUGAUUCCUGAUGGUACA
Molecule: messenger RNA, 3499 nt
Organism: Carassius carassius (crucian carp)
Lineage: Eukaryota; Metazoa; Chordata; Actinopteri; Cypriniformes; Cyprinidae
Product: leucine-rich repeat and fibronectin type-III domain-containing protein 2-like
Exons: 4
Coding region: 339-2687 (782 amino acids)
Cellular component (GO): postsynaptic density membrane; cell surface
Molecular function (GO): protein binding
Source: RefSeq, a predicted model, not a curated record